Molecule: messenger RNA, 2066 nt
Organism: Sebastes umbrosus (honeycomb rockfish)
Lineage: Eukaryota; Metazoa; Chordata; Actinopteri; Perciformes; Sebastidae
Gene: lmo4lb
Product: LIM domain transcription factor LMO4-B
Exons: 5
Coding region: 403-882 (159 amino acids)
Source: RefSeq, a predicted model, not a curated record
AACUUGAUGAAUAGUGUCGCUGCUGUCAGGAGCGUCAGAUGAACACAUGAAGGAAUGUGGAUAGAUGGACAGCUGUAACAAAGAGCGGAGCAAGAGAAGCUGCGUCAUCAUGUCUCCUCCUCACGGUUACAGUAUGUACUUCUGUCUCUCCGGAGGUGGACGUCGGUGAGAGUUUGCUCUCAACUAUUGACCGUCUCGUCCGUCUCCGUCUCCGUCCCGGGCUAAAUGUUCUGUUGCUUUGCGUUUCCUCUGGAGAUCUAUGGAGACCAGACCGAGUCAAGUCCAAGUGCUACAACUGUGAGCGUGUCGAGGUUCUUGUGAAUAGUUUAUCCACCUUCUCAAACUUCAACUGCAGGAAGGAAACAUUUGGCAACAAGGAGCCUCUGAGGGCCCAACAUCAGCAUGGUGAACAACCAAGCGUCAGGCGUACCGCCGGCCCCCAGGUCUUGUGCCGGAUGCGGGGGGAAGAUCGCAGACCGCUUCCUGCUCUUCUCCAUGGAGCGCUACUGGCACACUCGUUGCCUCAAGUGCUCUUGCUGCCAAGCCCAGCUGGGGGACAUUGGCACCACCUGCUACAGCAAAGGGGGCAUGAUUCUGUGUCGGAGCGACUACAUCAGACUGUUCGGGCACAGCGGGGCGUGCAGCGCCUGCGGCCAGUCGAUCCCAGCCAACGAAAUGGUGAUGAGGGCGCAGGGAAAUGUUUACCACCUCAAGUGUUUCAGCUGUGCCACCUGUAGAAACAGACUGAUCCCUGGCGAUCGCUUCCAUUACAUCAACGGUACAAUCUUCUGCGAGCACGACAGACCCGGCGCCGUCUUGCUCAACAGCCACCUGCCUCCACUUCAGAGCAACACUGUGCUGACAGACCAGAAGGUAUGCUGAGUGGAAGAAGAGCUGCGCGUUGCCCUUGCCUUUCCUCCCGAGCUUCACUUCUCUUCGGUGCGCUAUUCUUAUCCUGCUACUGUCGUCGUUGUUGUGGAUUCUGAUCACUGCCCCCCGCCUCUCUUCUUCCCCCGGGGAGGACGCUGUUUCCCACCAAGAUCCCCGUCCGUCACCGUACCAGAGACUCUAUAAACCGCGUACGAAGUCACAUUUAUGUUGUGUUCAGUGUUAAAGUGGUGUGUGCAUCAUCAAAGACUUGCAGUAUGUGUGGACUGCACUGGGACUAAGAGAAAGAAAGCUGGAGGAAAACAAUGAGGAUGAAAAGCCUGCGCCAACUGGAAGAGGGAAUAAAAGAUGCUUGAAUGAACGUUUGAUGGACUGCUGUAAAAUGACUGUCAAAGCUUUGCUUAUGCCGCGUGGCAUUAUUUCCCCUGAGCGUCGGUGUUUUUAACGAACUCUUGAUCUCUUUCUUGUAUAUAUUAAUCUGAGAUCUUACACACUGAGGAUUGAAUAUAAAAUUGAUGGCAAAAACUCUGUAUCUGAAAAUGUUCAGUUAUAGGAAACCUUGAGAUUCAAACCCACACCAGAAACUUUUUAAACACUCAAGGAAAACAAAAUGUUGCUGUAUGAUUACUGAUUUUUCAGAUGCCCUGCACAAAAAAGAUGAAAUGAUGCAGUGAAGGUUUUUUUUUUCUUUAUCAGAUUGCCUGUUCAAUGUGUGAAAAACAAAUUGUGGAGUUAAAAACAAAAAAUCCUAUUAAAACGAUUUUCCCCGUAACAUGUCACGAGCUGAGCUGAGGUCAUUUCAAGCCCUUUAGUGGCAUUAGAGUGGCAUUGUAUUGCAUGGUACCUAGCAGGGUGGAUGUGACUGUCUCUCUCACUCUCUUUAGCCCUGUAUGGUGAAAACAUGCCUGAUUACCCUGAGGAAUGGAAUUAGGGGGCUUGAGCUCUGACCAUUUACAGAGGCAAUUAAACAUGAGCCCUGUAUCUGUGCUGCUGGAGCUCUUGGGAGGCUGAACUCGGGGCAUAUCCCGUGGCUGCCUGGCUCGGUGGCUGCCUGCCUCUAAUAAAGCCUAAUCUGAAAGCAGGCUAAUUAAAGGGGAGUGGCCCCCUCUACAUCCAUUUGAAACAAUCUGAUGUAUUUACUGUUUACCAUGUUCCAAUUAAAGCUCCAACACAGACUG